Molecule: messenger RNA, 863 nt
Organism: Odobenus rosmarus divergens (Pacific walrus)
Lineage: Eukaryota; Metazoa; Chordata; Mammalia; Carnivora; Odobenidae
Product: disheveled-associated activator of morphogenesis 2-like
Exons: 6
Source: RefSeq, a predicted model, not a curated record
CCAUCCUGCUGGCCUCCCGGGAGCUGAUCCGCAGCAAGCGUUUAAGGCAGAUGCUUGAGGUCGUCCUGGCCAUUGGCAACUUCAUGAACAAAGGGCAGCGUGGGGGUGCCUAUGGUUUCCGGGUGGCCAGCCUGAACAAGAUUGCAGAUACCAAGUCCAGCAUUGACAGAAACAUCUCUCUGCUCCAUUACCUGAUCAUGAUCCUGGAGAAGCACUUCCCUGACAUCCUAAACAUGCCCUCAGAGCUACAGCAUCUUCCAGAAGCCGCCAAAGUCAACCUGGCAGAGCUGGAGAAGGAGGUGGGCAACCUCAGGAGGGGCCUCAGAGCAGUUGAGGUGGAGCUAGAAUAUCAGAAGCGCCAGGCACGGGAACCGAAUGACAAGUUUGUCCCAGUCAUGAGUGACUUCAUCACUGUCUCCAGCUUUAGCUUCUCAGAGCUGGAAGACCAACUGAAUGAGGCCAGGGACAAGUUCUCCAAGGCCCUGAUGCACUUUGGGGAGCAGGACAGCAAGAUGCAGCCAGACGAAUUCUUUGGAAUCUUUGACACCUUCCUGCAGGCCUUCUUGGAGGCCCGGCAGGACCUGGAGGCGAUGAGGAAGAGGAAGGAAGAGGAGGAACGGCGGGCACGCAUGGAAACCAUGCUGAAGGAGCAGAGGGAGCGGGAGCGGUGGCAGCGGCAGCGGAAGGCCCACGCAGGCAGCGCGCUGGAGGAAGGUGGCGAGUUCGACGACCUGGUGUCAGCCCUGCGCUCAGGCGAAGUGUUUGACAAGGACUUAUGCAAGCUGAAGCGCAGCCGCAAGCGGUCAGGGAGCCAGGCCCUGGAAGUCACCCGGGAACGGGCGAUAAGCAGGCUAAAUUAUUGA